GCGGCUGCACUGGUAGUAGUACUGCUAUUGGCGCUACCAUGACUGCUGCUGCCGACGGUGUCAGUGGCGUGGGGUUGGAACCCGCCGCGCCGCCCAGCCAAUUCUGGAUCCCUUCCGCCGCUGAAAUCCUAAUUAGCAACACUCACUUCACCUGCACCGUUUGCAACAAAACUUUCAACCGUUUCAACAACAUGCAGAUGCAUAUGUGGGGGCACGGGGAGCAGUACCAGCGGGGAUCAGAGUCGCUGCGGGGCGAGACGCCGGCGCUGCUGAAGCUGCCGUGCUACUGCUGCGUGGAGGGGUGCAAGAACCACUUCGAGCACCCACGGUCGCGUCCGCUCAAGGACUUCCGCACGCUGCAGACGCACUACAAGCGCAAGCACGGCGCGCGGUCCUUCGCGUGCCGACGCUGCGGCAAGGCCUUCGCCGUGAGCGGCGACUGGCGCACCCACGAGAAGAACUGCGGCAAGUUCUGGUUCUGCAUCUGCGGCUCCGACUUCAAGCACAAGCGAUCCCUCGAGGACCACGUCCGCUCCUUCAGCGCCGGCCACGCCCCCCAUAUCCUCAACACCACCACCUCCAUCGUCGCCACCAUGGACGUCGACGAGGAGGAAGAUUACGACGACGAGGAAGAGGUGAAGGAUCGGAUUGACGAGGUGGAGAUGGCCAACUAAUGAAUCAAUCAGUCAGUCAGUCAGUCAAUUUCACGACUAGCUUAAUUAAUUAAUUAUAUGCGCGCAUGAUUGUUUACUUUUUCGCUUUAGGUUACUGCAUGUCCACUUCUUGUGCAUGAGAAGGUGAAUCUUUUUAAUUAAUUAUAUUCUAGCUAGGAGAGACGAGUUGUAUGUACUUGUUAUUCUAGCAAUUUCGAUUCAG
This is a messenger RNA of Zingiber officinale, 876 nucleotides long. Its product is annotated as zinc finger protein WIP6-like. Gene Ontology annotation, molecular function: DNA-binding transcription factor activity. NCBI's taxonomy places the organism in Eukaryota, Viridiplantae, Streptophyta, Magnoliopsida, Zingiberales, Zingiberaceae. The coding region runs from base 39 to 674 and encodes 211 amino acids. The record is from RefSeq and is a predicted model, not a curated record. Gene Ontology annotation, biological process: anatomical structure development; regulation of gene expression. Gene Ontology annotation, cellular component: nucleus. The transcript is spliced from 2 exons.